Messenger RNA from Rosa rugosa (rugosa rose), 785 nucleotides. RefSeq lists its product as uncharacterized. The transcript has 3 exons. The record is from RefSeq and is a predicted model, not a curated record. The coding region runs from base 51 to 785 and encodes 244 amino acids. NCBI's taxonomy places the organism in Eukaryota, Viridiplantae, Streptophyta, Magnoliopsida, Rosales, Rosaceae.
UAAAACGAAAAGCAUAAUUGUGAUAGGAGGUCAUAUAUUUCUUGCACAACAUGAUCUAUUGUUGGUUUAGCUUAGCUGCUUCCAUAUUGUUUUUGUUCACAGCGAAUGCAUUAUCAGCCAACUCCAGCCUCAGAAUUCCCUUCCCAUUUGACAUAAAAAGAGCAAAAGAAUUUUAUCUAAGCGACGGGGUUGACUUUAGGCAAAGCAAUAACAAUGCUACUAAUAUUAACGUCUGUUUUGAGAAAGCUUUGGGUUUAGCCGGUUUAGGGUAUUGGUGCAGCAUCCAAGGGGAUGCUUAUGGCAAUGAAUAUGGCUAUGGCUCUGGGUUAUAUGCAUAUGCCUAUAACUAUGAAACAAAGACACUUCAUCCCACUGAUGUAUGCCAAGCUAUCGAGGAACAGGAGUGGAAGGAAGUACCCGAGUACUGUUACUAUGGUGUUUGUCCACUUCCUUGGACCUUCGAUGCUUGUUCAUAUCGGUAUGGAAUUAUACGAUCUAUACCGAAAAGAUCAGGAAAUCAUGGUCCGUCGUUUUUUUUGGCUCCCCCUAUGUAUUUGCAAGUCCCUUUCAUUUUAGGUUGUUACUCCUCUCUUUCUCUGCUUUUGUACGUGCUCUUGGGUAUUUAUUCUAGCGUGAAGAAAAACAUCUUCAUUCAUCUUAAAUUCAAGUUGUUCAAAAAAAAUGGAGGGUUAUUGUUAGAGCAGCAUAUUGCUAAUUCUCAUGGACCUGGAGCAGGAUGCACAAAAAUUUUCACAGCCGAGGAGCUUGUGACACUACACCAAUAA